AUGGCCCCCAAGAAGCAGAGAUGCACCGCCGCCAACUGCAAGGAGCCCGCACAGAGGAUUGUCGGUGACUGUGGCUUCUGCGACGGCCACUUCUGCGGCAAGCACCGCCUGCUAGAGGACCACAGGUGCGAAGGUCUCGAGGACUGCAAAAAGGAGGCACACGAGCAGAACGCAGCACAGUUGAACAAGGAGCGCACACAGGUCGUCAGGAUAUAG
This is a messenger RNA of Diaporthe batatas, 216 nucleotides long. RefSeq lists its product as uncharacterized. Gene Ontology annotation, molecular function: zinc ion binding. Lineage: Eukaryota; Fungi; Ascomycota; Sordariomycetes; Diaporthales; Diaporthaceae. The record is from RefSeq and is a predicted model, not a curated record. The transcript is spliced from 2 exons. Bases 1 to 216 code for a protein of 71 amino acids.